GCGGGAGAGACGGAUGAUUCGAAAGGAGCGGAUGAGAGGAGAACGGGUUGCGUUGCCGGUGUGCGGAGAAAGAGAGGAUGAAAGAACGGGACGGAAGAGGAGAGGAUCGGCACCGGGGCGAGGAUCUCGGAGUCCGGAGUUCCAUAGGGGAGGGGAAGCAGGCGUAUAGGUGAGCAGCGCGAACAGUAUCGGGAGUAUGCACGGGGUGAUGUCGACGACACGUGACGCCAGCGAAUCUCGUCUCGCCGGUCGCGAGGAUCGCCACCGCCGUCACCGCCACCGCCACCGUCACCGCCACCCGCAGCAACACCACCAGGAGCACCAGCAGCCGCGGCAGCAACAGCCUCCUCGCGCGCUCUCUCCGCGCGCGCGAGCGCUCUCUCGAGGCGACCGACCACUUCCCGCGCGAGCCGCUCUUUAUUAGUCUACCGCGGACCAUCGCGAACCCCUUUGGCUGCCUCACGGCUCCACCAUCAUCCAGACACGUAUUCUUCCAACACCGGAGGAUCCUCCACGGGACUAGACGGCUCCUGACUGCUGGACAGGAAAACGUUUCAAGAGCGACACGGAGACGAAACUGUUGCAGGAAAGAGGUUCGAGAGGAAGGGAGGACCGAGUUGGUGUCGACGAGGAGGAGGAGGAGGACGAAGAGAGCGAGAAAGAGCAGGAUCUUCCAGUGAUACGAUACCGGGCAGCACGCGCGCCGCGCCGAUACGUCCGCUUUAUCGGCUGCGAACCACGAGCGAACCUCGUCCUCUGCUCGAAGCGCGCGAAACGUUUCUUUCUCAUCGUGUACCGGUGUGUCGAUUCGAAGAUCGGAUCGUUCGUAACAAAGUUUUAGUUCGCAAACCUCUUCGUUAUCCGGUGCUUGGAUAAGUUUCGGACACCGAGCAACUUCGUCGCGGAAAAGAUUUCUCUGGCGCUUUCUUCUUCAUCUUGGGAGAAAUUUGAUCCACCGGUGUGAAGCUUUCUACCUGUCGUCCAAGCAUCCGAGGAACAACGACGUAGGAUUUCGUUCAAACAGCCUGGCUUGGAAAUCUCUUUUUAUCGACUGUCCUCGAGUGGAAACGCAAACAUCUCGGCUUCUGUCGAACGCUUCCGCGAGUGUCGUACUCACAAGGCGAGGAACAGAUCGAUCGCGACAGUGGUUCGUUGACGUUUUGUCCAGCUAUAUACUUCCUGUAGCAGCUGACUGUCGGUCGUUUGGUUGAUUGUUAUUGCUCUUUCUCUUCUUCCGAUCGUGUCCGUCGCGAGCAUCGAGAACUAGCGGACGCGACGGGACGCGACGGGUGACGCGUGCGUCUCGGUGACGUGACAUGUGCGAUAGCCUGGCCGCCACUUCGUUAUCGUGCUCGUCCUCUUUGUCGUGCUGGUCAUCGUCGAGGCGAAGAAAAGGGUGUUGUCGGUGGACGGCCGUUGCCGAGCGGGAAGAAGAAGAAGAGGAAGACAAGGGCAAGAUCAAGAGGAGGAAGAGCACGUGGACGACUGGCACCGCGACGAGGGCCGGCGGCGCGACAGGUUGAAAAGAUGCUGGCACUGGCGAUGCGCCGCGAACACACGACCGGCCGCAGCAAUUACGAGCCCGCGAAUCCGCUCGCGGGUUUCGAACAUUUGCAGCACAACAGCGGUAACCCGUUCGCGGUGGUGCCCUCGUCGUCGGAGGGCAGGCUGCGCGAGCCUGGCCCGGAACCCGACGGCGAACUCCAAGAAUUCGUAGACAUCGCUCAGGUUCAACAGUUGCUGCAGCAACAGCAACAGCAGCAGCAGCAGCAGCAACAACAACAGCAACAACAACAGCAGCAACAACAUCACCACCAUCAUCAUCAGCAACAGGUGGCGGCAGCCGCGGCUGCGUCUUGUAUCUGGGGAGCGGUGUACCCACCGCCACCCCCUACUUUGGGAUACCAUCAUCACCAUCAUCAUCACCACCAUCCACCGCCAACAGCGUCAGGCGAGGACACGCAGUGCGGUACCGAGGAGGUUGCCGCUGCUAGCCAGGCAGGCGACCCGCUCCAGAGGAUGACGAUGGACGGCAUGGAAGUGGUGGGCACGCAGCCCCACGCGGCCAGCCCGUUUAUGCUCUCGCCGCCACCCCUCGGACAUCAUCAUCAUCACCAUCAUCAUGCUACCUUCAAUCUGCAGACGGUGCAGCUCAGCUUCGACGCGUGUUUACCUUACAACACGGCCACCUCGUCGAAUUCGAUCGUUUGCGGAAUUGGCGGCACCUCGACGCCGCCUGUCACCACCUGUACCCCGUCAACCAGCUGUAACAAGACGAUACCUACCCUAUCGUUGGCCCCCUGCGUACCCCUUCAACCGCAGCAGCAAAAUAAUACCGAUUCUUCGGACCACCAUGUCCGACAACAUCAUCAUCACCAUCAUCAUCAACAACUCGAGGACCAUCAGCAUCAUCGACACGUUGAUGCUUCCUCGCCGUCGAGCGACUCGACCGACGGGAAACGACGAUUGCAGUCCGUCAACGAGGAGAAGGACCUGUCCAGGGAUUGCAGAGACGAUCUCCAGGAGCCUAACGAGAAGGAUAAACCAGGUGACCUAAACACGCCGGUUACCACCAGCAGCGAUUUACCGUCCUUCUUCGGCCCCUCCGCGCUCGUCGAGCCACCUCCUAUUUCAGGCAGCCUGGCGGAUCAGGACCUAUCCCUGGAAGAGGCGACAGCGGAGGACGACGAGACGGCGACCUCGGCCAGCAGGGAUCAUCGACACCACCAUCACCAAGAGUCGCAUGACACUGGUACGCCUGGCGCACCUCCAUCCACUAGUCCACCACGUCAUCAUCAAGCUCAAGAGGACGCGGAUCGUUGCAACGUCUUGCAAGGCGGUGUGAUUCUUUACUCUUCCCCUCAUUCCACGUCCUCGGUCUCCUCGGCGCCCGCCUCCAGCGUCAACAUCUGCAACGCGUCUACGUUAACCUAUCGAGGCGUCUUCACCACCACCUGUACCCAGUCUUCGCCCCUGAACACUCUGCAGAAUCAACAACAGCAACAGCAGCAACAACAACCGACCAGCCAAGAGCUCUGGGGUCCUUUACCCUCUCCGACCUUGACCUUGACGGGUCAAACGUUUCUUCACCCCACCCUCCACGCGGCUCCGUACGGCAGCGAGACCGUCGAACUUUUGCCGGUCGAGUCGAAGCCACCCCCGCCACCAGGUUACCAUGACACGCCAACCACCACCCCGGCACCAUGGUUGACGGCGCACGAGGAGGCUUACGACCCGAAUCUCCUGUCCCACCACCACCCCCAUCAUCACCAUCAAGAGACCACGUUGAAGCAAGAACCAACCGGAACGAGCGGAUACGGGCCAGCGGUUCAACAACAGCAGCAGCAGCAACAGCAACAACAACCUCAACCGAAUCAGCAGCAACAACAGCAGCAACCACCCUCGUCGGCCGGUACGACCGGCGUGCAACUGGCGGAAUACAACCCCAGCACGUCCAAGGGCCACGAGAUUCUAUCUCAGGUUUACCAGCACAGCACUCUACCGCUCAGGUUGGUCCCGGUGAAACCACGAAAGUAUCCGAAUCGACCGAGCAAAACGCCGGUGCACGAGCGACCGUACGCUUGCCCCGUGGACGGCUGCGACCGCAGGUUCUCCCGCAGCGACGAGCUCACCCGGCACAUUCGCAUACACACCGGUCAAAAGCCGUUCCAGUGCCGUAUCUGUAUGCGUUCCUUCUCCAGGAGCGACCAUCUAACCACUCACGUGAGAACGCACACCGGCGAGAAGCCGUUCUGUUGCGAUCAAUGCGGCCGCAAGUUCGCGAGAAGCGACGAAAAGAAACGGCACGCUAAGGUUCAUUUGAAACAGAGGCUGAAACGCGAGGCGACCCACGCCUCCGCCAGAAAUCAUCCGCAGAGCCACGCUUCGCCGCCUUGUAAUCAGUAAAGGAAAAAAAGAAAAGGAGCCUGCUCUACUCUCGUCAACGAGCAUUCCUUCUAUUUUGUUUAAUUCUCUCCUUGCCAGGCGACGAGGAAACGACGGAGACCUUUAGGCGGAACACACAGACUGCCGUCACCGACUGAUCCGUCAUCGAUCGUCGUCGGCUCGCCAGCUGUUCAACGAGCGUGGCCGAGAAAAGAAGAGAAACAGAGUGAUCGAAGGGAUUGGCCCUUUGAAUCCGACGGCAUUUUCGACGGUGUAACGACGCGUGAUACCGAUUUUUCGGACCGUAGUACGUAAGAAUCGCCCAAGGGGUUUUCAUAAAAUCCUUGUACAUACGUGGACAAUUUUUAUUUUUCAAAUUUCAGUGAAAUUCCGUAUCCCUGGCCCCGCGUCGCUUGAACCGCGACAGGCUGUGACUAGACGCGUGGAAACGAAUCGAUCGAAUCUUCUCUCCUGAUCUCUGUUCUUUACCGAGAGGACGAUUGAGAGAAACCGAGAUUUGCAGUAUAUCGGAUAUGUGUAUUCAGACGAAUCAUGUUCACGCAUUUUUCUUUUUAUUUUUUCUUUCUUUCUUCUCCUUUAAGCUCUUCUCGUUUCCAUCUUUUGCCUGAGGUGGAAGGUGCUGCGUGGAAGAAGCAGCCGCUAGUUGCAUUUAGCUCGCAGAAACGAAUGGUAGCGAAAAUUCUAGCCUUACCAGGUACUGUUAGCUUGUUUAUCUCGUCGACGGUCAGUAUCAGUCCCCGAACGCGAUGUUCCAUAUGGGAGAAAGAGAAAAAGAGAAAGCACGAGAGAGAGAGAGAGAGAGUUAGAAAGAAUAUUCGAAACGAGCAACGCGUUGGGGAUCGUUAUUUACGGCGGUCGCGUUUUAUACCCUUGUUUUGCGAUCGAGAACGAAGAUGCAGAUGCGAAAAUCGGCGUUAACCGCGCGUAGAUAUACGUACACGAAAUAUUCCCCGGUGUCACGAAAUAUACUGCAAGCACGUUCUCGAACCGAACGACGUAGAAUCGAUACCGCCCGCAGCUUCCGGGUAUCAGGGGAGGAAUUCAUUGAAGGAGAAAAAAGAAACGCGUUUCAUUCUCAAUCGUAUGCAAACAAGCGCUUUAAGGGAAAAAAUGGUGGCGUGCUCUUCUUGAAACGAUCAGGGAUCGCGGAUCGAGCCUCUUAGUGGUCUCUCGUGAUCGAAACCGAUUAAUGAUUUCCGACAUUUCCCAUCCGAGUGUUCGUUCUUUCUUCGGCGAAGAUCCAUGAAUCGAUUCAAUAAACUCUCUGAAGAAAAAGUAUUUUCUAAAAUGGUAUUUUUAUAAACUCGCUCGGGGAUGGUAAAAAUCGAAUGCCGUAUUAUCAAACUAAGUUCGAUGAUCGAUGAAAGAACGAAACACGCGGCCUGAUCUCGUUGCAAGAAGCGGUUAAGGAUAGCCGGACAACCGGCGAACACAUUCUUGCGUCCUCGAACCUCGUGUCUUUCAAUCAUACGAACAAAAACAAUCGCUUCUUUAUCGUCGUCCUCUACCUCUCGAACGCGAUCACUCGUUCCUACAUCCUUCCUGAUCCGAACUUGUUGAAUCUCCGAUUUAUCCUUAGUCCCUAUUCCUACGUUUCCUCGGUUAUUCGAAAAUCAAGCCCGAUUUCUUUCAUCGUCCAACGAGUAAAUUGUAAUUAGUCGUGAUCAUUGUUGUUGAAGCGGAGUUUCCUUUUGUAAAUAUGUAUAUAAACGUGUUAUACAUAUGUAUACAUAGGCUAUGUCUAAUCGAACGAGUAGAGGCAUUGAAAGUGAGAAAGAGAGAAAGAUGGAGAACCCCGUAAAAUCUUUCACUUUCCUCCUUUUAAUCUUGCCGCCCUACUUUCCCCUCUCCUUUCCUCUCCGCCCGUCCCUCCACACCAUCGCGAUCGUUUUACGUGUAUAAAUAUGAGUUUAGCGACGAUUAAUAUUAUGUAUAUGUUGCUCUAUUUAUUAACAAAAAUCUCUAUAUAUACAUAUAUAUAUAUAUAUAUAAAAGAGGAUAUAUAUAUAUUGUUAAAAUUAAAGGAUUAUUUUUAUUAUGAUUAUAUUCUAAUUAAUAUUAAUAACGAUUAUAUAAUAAUUAUUAAACGCGCGCAAAGCGUAGCUGCGGAUCCAGACGUUCUAAAUGCGCUCUGUACCUACGGACGAUAGUUGCACCGACGUGUGCGCGAUAUUAUCCUCUAUUGUUCUAGAUAGGUCGGAAAAUAUGUAGGCAGAGGAGCAUGUACGCGCACGCGCUUUUCCGUGGAAUAAAAAUGUCAAGAGAGAGAAAGAAAGAAAGAAAGAAAG
Molecule: messenger RNA, 6194 nt
Organism: Osmia bicornis bicornis
Lineage: Eukaryota; Metazoa; Arthropoda; Insecta; Hymenoptera; Megachilidae
Product: dendritic arbor reduction protein 1-like
Exons: 3
Coding region: 1528-3906 (792 amino acids)
Biological process (GO): regulation of transcription by RNA polymerase II
Molecular function (GO): DNA-binding transcription factor activity, RNA polymerase II-specific; RNA polymerase II cis-regulatory region sequence-specific DNA binding
Source: RefSeq, a predicted model, not a curated record